Molecule: messenger RNA, 2995 nt
Organism: Striga asiatica
Lineage: Eukaryota; Viridiplantae; Streptophyta; Magnoliopsida; Lamiales; Orobanchaceae
Source: the annotation of a GenBank genome assembly
CUUUCCCUUCUUCAUCAUUUGAUUGUUGACAAAAUCGAGCAGAGACAAAACUACAAAGUAACAGCCCACCUCCAAAAGCUCUCUUCUUUUUCCGUCUCCUUUUUGCUUUCUUUCUACUGCUAAACCAUUUAAAGAAAACAGCACGCGCAAAAAACUGUAAUUUUUGCCAUCACCCCUUUUCUUGCAUUUGUCUCGAUUCAAUUUCCCAUUAUGAACCACAGUCCAUCUGCAUUCCCUCGAAAGCUGGCACCUUCAGCUUCAAGAAGCGUUUUUUUUUAGCUGAUUGAAUUCGCCCCCACUUCAAAUUUCUGAGUUGUUUUAUUUUGUUAGCUUAGUUUUCGAAUUUGUUGUCUUCUUUUUAGUAGAUUAAUAGGACAAAAAGGAAAAACGUUUGGAAAUUUGAAGGAAAAUGCAGACGGGGAGUUCAGGGGAACUGCGAUCAGCGUCUGGAUCAACGGAUACGAGAGGAAAACACAGGAUUUCUGCUGAAUUGAAGAGACUCGAGCAAGAAACUCGAUUCUUGGAGGAAGAACUGGAAGAGCUCGAGAAAAUGGAUAAAGCAUCUGCAGCCUGUAAGGAGGUGCUGACUAAUGUUGAAAAGAGACCAGAUCCAUUAGUCCCGGUAUUUGUUUAUUAUUAUGUAUGUCUUUUCAUUUUUUUUACAGAACCAUUGGUCCACCAAAUCCAUUAUGGGAUAGAUGGUUUGAAAGACCGCAAGAUUCUUCUGGAUGUCGAUGUUGGAUACUAUGAUGUUUCACAGAUAAUAUACCCUUUGGACAUGACUUGUUUUGUGGGAAGCAUGCGAAAAAAAAAGCCUUCAUCCAAUAUGCAGAAAAUCUCAAUUCUGGAUAAUUGCUACUUUUAUAGGGGAUUUUGGAUAUUGAGAUGGAAUUCAGAAGAAAGAAAUGUUGAUUUAGUGCCAAAAACUUAUGAGAUUUUUGUGGACUUCAAUUUAAGUGGCUGGGAAGUUGGUGUUAGCCUCUCCAUGGCGCAAUCCCUCAACCGCUUGCUUUCCAUCCCUCACUCCACCAAACCCUCUCUCACCUCCCUCAAUACCGCUCCCCGUCUCGCCCCUUCGAAGAACCCCAGCAGGACCGCCCUCUGCAUCAGGGCCUCCGCCGUCUCGGACCCCAAUCCGGAGGUGCUAACAUCCUCAAACGGCGCCGGCGGUGAUUUUUCAGCGUAUCCUUUCCGAGCGGCCUCCGAUUCCGGCUCGAUCGACGUGGACGCGGUGACCGAGGCAGAGCUGAAGGAGAACGGGUUCCGGAGCACGCGGCGUACGAAGCUGAUCUGCACGAUAGGCCCGGCCACUUGCGGGGCGGAGCAGCUGGAGGCGCUGGCGGUGGGCGGGAUGAACGUGGCGAGGAUUAACAUGUGCCACGGCACGAGGGAGUGGCACCGGGAGGUGAUUGGGCGGGUAAGGAGGCUGAACGAGGAGAAAGGGUAUGCGGUGGCCGUCAUGAUGGAUACUGAGGGGAGCGAGAUUCACAUGGGGGAUCUCGGUGGUGCUCCGUCGGCUAAAGCUGAGGAUGGUGAAAUUUGGACGUUCAGUGUAAGAGCUUUUGAUUCGGCUCUUCCAGAGCACACUAUUAAUGUGAGCUAUGGUGGCUUUGCUGAAGAUGUAGAAGUAGGAGACGAGCUUCUGGUAGACGGUGGAAUGGUGAGGUUUGAAGUGAUUGAGAAAAUUGGUCCAGAUGUAAAGUGUCUCUGUACUGAUCCUGGACUUCUACUACCCCGGGCUAAUCUUACCUUCUGGCGUGAUGGGAGUCUAGUACGUGAACGUAAUGCUAUGCUACCAACGAUAUCUUCUAAGGAUUGGUUGGACAUUGAUUUUGGGAUUGCUGAAGGCGUUGAUUUUAUCGCCAUAUCAUUUGUCAAGUCCGCCGAAGUCAUAAAACAUCUUAAGAGCUAUAUCAAAGCACGCGCUCGUGAUAGUGACAUCUCCGUAAUUGCGAAAAUCGAAAGUAUCGACUCGCUCACAAACUUGGAGGAAAUCAUCCGAGCAUCAGAUGGUGCCAUGGUGGCAAGAGGAGACCUUGGCGCCCAAAUCCCCUUAGAACAAGUCCCUUCUGAACAGCAGAAAAUAGUCCGGGCCUGCAGGAAGUUGAACAAGCCCGUGAUUGUUGCAAGUCAGCUGCUCGAGUCCAUGAUAGAGUACCCCACCCCUACAAGGGCUGAGGUGGCGGAUAUCUCUGAGGCAGUCCGCCAGCUGUCUGAUGCUCUGAUGCUGUCUGGUGAGUCGGCCAUGGGUCAGUACCCAGAGAAAGCUCUGACUGUUUUGAGAAGUGUGAGCCUGAGGAUUGAGAAAUGGUGGAGAGAGGAGAAAAGGCAUGAGGCAAUGGAGCUGCCCGGCAUAGCAUCUUCCUUUGCAGACAGUAUUUCGGAAGAGAUAUGUAAUUCUGCUGCUAAAAUGGCCAACAACUUGGGGGUGGAUGCUAUAUUCGUUUACACAAAGAGUGGUGACAUGGCGUCCCUCCUGUCACGCUGCCGUCCAGACUGUCCAAUAUUUGCAUUUACGACGACCACAUCAGUACGCAGGCGCCUCAAUUUGCAGUGGGGCCUCAUACCUUUCCGUUUGACCUUCUCUGAUGACAUGGAAACCAAUCUCAACAAGACUUUCUCCUUGCUCAAGGCCCGUGGGAUGAUCAAAUCUGGUGACCUGGUUAUUUCUGUCUCUGACAUGUUGCAGUCCAUUCAAGUUAUGAACGUCCCGUGAGAUUUUGCUUCUCAACUUUUUUUUUUUCCCUUUAUUUGUAGCAAAUGUCGAGUGACGCAAGUUUAGGCCCUGAGUUUUUUUUUUAAAUUUUCAGUUUUCCGAAACGAUGAUAUGUUUUGUGCUGAUUUGUUCAAUUAGGAGCUUCGUUUUGUUCAAGAUGACAGUAUCAUUUGAUCAAGUAGUAUAAAUAUUUUCCGUCGUUUUCUUCUUUUUUCGCCUUCCUUUCGUUGUUGUACGUGUUUCUUUGCAAUGAUAACGUCGUACUAAUAAUUUUCUUUG